ACAUUUAUUCUUUAACAUCUGUUUAUACAUUUCAAUCAAUUUUUUCAGCCUACAAGCUUUCACAAAUACAAAUUCGUUUCAAAAAAAAACGUGUCCAUUCCGACGCGCGCAAUCGGGUUUUGUGCACCAAUCAGAAAUAAUUUAUAAUUAUAUGAUAUGACUCAUUUCCAUAAAAAAAUUCUGGUAUUUUUUCUUUCCUCCUUCAAAUCUGGUUUGAUCGUUUUAAAAGUGGUUAUUAUACAUAAUGGUAAACGUUCCGAAAACCAGAAAUACCUAUUGUAAAGGUAGAAAUUGCAAAAGGCACAGACCACAUAAAGUCUCCCAGUACAAGAAGGGUAAAGAUUCUUUGUAUGCUCAAGGUAAAAGACGUUAUGAUCGUAAACAAUCCGGAUAUGGUGGUCAAACUAAACCCGUAUUUCACAAGAAAGCCAAAACUACAAAAAAGAUUGUACUUCGUUUAGAAUGUCAGAGUUGUAAGUUUAAACAUCAAAUUGCACUCAAACGAUGCAAGCAUUUCGAACUUGGUGGUGACAAAAAGACCAAGGGUGCUGCUCUUGUAUUUUAAGUUACUUAUAAAACAACAUUUCCUAUUUUAUUUCGAUAAUUAUUAAAAAAAAAAAAGAUAGUACACAUUUUUUUAAUGAUGUAAG
Molecule: messenger RNA, 650 nt
Organism: Rhizophagus irregularis DAOM 181602=DAOM 197198
Lineage: Eukaryota; Fungi; Glomeromycota; Glomeromycetes; Glomerales; Glomeraceae
Product: 60S ribosomal protein eL42
Biological process (GO): translation
Cellular component (GO): ribosome; cytosolic large ribosomal subunit
Molecular function (GO): structural constituent of ribosome
Source: RefSeq, a predicted model, not a curated record